AUGAAUGGUGUGUUCAGAUUUCACCCUAAGUGCAAAAGAAUUCCCCUCACUCAUCUUUGUUUUGCUGAUGAUUUGUUAUUGUUUUGCCAUGGGUCUUUGGAUGCUAUAUUGGGAGUAGUUAGUACGCUUGAAAAGUUUUAUGAGAUCUCAGGUCUUAAGUUGAAUGCUUUAAAGUCUGAGUUGUUUGCUUGUGGAGUGGCUAGGGAUGAGCUUGAAGUGAUCCAGAGUGCUACUGGUUUUAAGUUAGGCCAGCUUCCUGUUAGAUACCUUGGGAUACCCUUGGUCACUCGAAAGCUCUCAAGUAAGGACUGUUCUGCCUUGCUUGUGAAAAUCAAAGGUAGAAUUGACAAUUGGUCUAGUAGGAAACUCAGCUUUGGUGGUAGAUUGCAGCUUGUGAAGUCUGUCAUUUUCAGUAUAUUUGGUUACUGGUGCAGGCAGGUUAUUCUGCCUAAAGGGGUUAUGAGGGAUAUUGAGAAAAUUUGCUUGAGGUUCUUUUGGAAGGGCAGUGAUACUUCAGCAAGAGGGGCUAGAGUCAGCUGGAAUCAGAUUUGUACCCUUAAAUCUGAGGGUGGUUUGGGCCUUAGGAAGCUGGCUGAUUGGAGCAAGGCUUGUUGUUUCAUGCUUAUUAAAAACAUUCUUGCUGGGGAGGGGUCCUUAUGGAUUGCCUGGGUAAAAUCUUACUGUUUUAAAUCAGUACACUACUGGGAGGUUGAUAGUAAAGCUCAAUUUAGUUGGACUCUCCGCAAGCUGAUCAAAAUGAGAGAGGAAGUUAGAAGACUUUUCUGUUCUAUGGCCAAUCUGUCACAGAUUAAGGGCAGUUGGAUUUGGGAAAAUAUUAGACAAAGGAGAGAAAAGGUUGACUGGCAUCGGCUGAUCUGGUUCCCAGCUCAUGUUCCUAAAUUCUCUAUGGUUGCUUGGAUGGUGAUGCUGGAUAGACUGACAACAAAGGACAUACUUGGGCGUUUUGGUAUUGUGACUGACAAUCUAUGUGGUCUGUGUGGGGCUAGUCAGGAAACUCGUAACCAUCUGUUCCUGGAAUGCUCCUAUUCUUGUGAGGUUUGGCGCUCUAUUAUGAACUUUUAUGGUUUGCAUUACCAACUGCCGAGUUGCUGGGAUGAUGCUAUACGCUGGAUGGUCCUGAACUUUAAAGGUAAAUCCCUCUUGAUUUAUAUUCUCAAGUUAGCUUGGACUAGUUUUGUCUACUUUAUCUGGGAGGAGCGAAAUCACAGAUGUUUUAGAGGAGUGACUCGCUCGACUGACUUAAUUGUAAAUAGAAUUAGUGAGACUGUUAGAAUCAAGCUUCAUAGAUGUCAUAUGAAUAGGUCUGAUGCUGUAAAUAGUCAGUUGUGCCUCAAUUGGGGGCUGAUAUUGUAG
Messenger RNA from Hibiscus syriacus, 1374 nucleotides. RefSeq lists its product as uncharacterized. The transcript has a single exon. Lineage: Eukaryota; Viridiplantae; Streptophyta; Magnoliopsida; Malvales; Malvaceae. The record is from RefSeq and is a predicted model, not a curated record. Bases 1 to 1374 code for a protein of 457 amino acids.